AUGGCUCUCCCUCUGCGGACAGCGCCCAACGAUGUUGAUGGCUCAACAGAUCGCAUCGAAACCGAAAUCGGCAACUAUAUCACCGACUUCGCCGCGAGAGAAGUCCUAAUUACAGAAUGGGAUCAACUCAGGCGGUCCAGGAUACCCGUUCGCUACUUCACGCCUAUCGCCACUGGAAUCUUGAUGGUUGCGCCCCUAGAGAUACUCCAAGACCUGCUCCAGUCCUGUAAGAAGGCCCCCGACGUCUUUUUCGACGGUGUCAUGACAAGAUUGAAUAAGGAUAGCCUCACGGCAAUCCAGAGCUAUGUUAUAGGAGACCGCAUGGACACCAUUCCCUGGACUGAUAAAGAAAAUACAGCGACUUGCAUCCUUGAUGGAAGCUCACGCCGUGUGGAUACUUUGCGCCUUUUCCCGCUUAUCUACAAUGGCCAACAUGAAAUUCAUCGUCUCCAAUCGAUCCUGGAGGCGUUUUGGGGAGAAAAGGCUGCCUCAUGGAUAGCCACAUUCACCAAUCCCGACCUUGUCGAGUCUCCGCAGAACCACAUCUCACUAGGCUGGACAUCCCAGUCCUUAUUUUUCAAUGCGCGCAUUGCCUUCAAGCCUCUUAGAAGUGUCGACCCCAACGAAAGGCGACUUCAGCUUCACUUGUUGAAGCCCUCGGCAUUCAGGAACUUCAAUUCCUAUUUCUAUGACAACCCCCUUCACCACGCUGGCCUGGACGCGGAGAACACCAAGACAUGGGGUGACGGGUGUGCGGAUUGGAGAGGGUGGCUGAGUUUCAAGACGGGGCAUAUCGUCACUAUUCGCGCUGAAAAUCCAGCUGAUCUGCCAGAUUGGGAUAUGCUAGAGCUGCAGUGGGAUCUUCACCGAGUUGCAGCAAUCGCUGGCGCUAAAAUGUCUUCUGUGUAUGACGGGGACGGACUGGGAUGGUGUGCACGAUGA
Messenger RNA from Fusarium keratoplasticum, 942 nucleotides. RefSeq lists its product as uncharacterized. The coding region runs from base 1 to 942 and encodes 313 amino acids. The record is from RefSeq and is a predicted model, not a curated record. The transcript has 2 exons. Lineage: Eukaryota; Fungi; Ascomycota; Sordariomycetes; Hypocreales; Nectriaceae.